Hyla sarda is the source of this 674-nucleotide messenger RNA. RefSeq names its product CDKN2A interacting protein N-terminal like (gene XTBD1). Bases 297 to 578 code for a protein of 93 amino acids. Lineage: Eukaryota; Metazoa; Chordata; Amphibia; Anura; Hylidae. The record is from RefSeq and is a predicted model, not a curated record. The transcript has 3 exons.
AGCUUUGUCCUGGUACUGCGCCAUUUUCGCUCUGUUGCCAAAUUUGACUUCAAACACAGUCAAUAGCAAUUGAUGGCAGAGCCUUUCUACUAAUCUUGCUUUUGCUUUUGUGUUCAGCAGAAGCACGAUGAGUAGCCAUCGCUGACUUCAGCUUGUGAGUGACGUCAUGUUUGGCAACACAGCGAGCAGGGGGGUUCGCGCUUGCACCUGCGCAGUAUCAGAACCAGAUGAACUUACGUCGCCGGAAAUGACGCAAUCAAUUUUGAGAAGGUGAAUUGUUACUCCGUAACACAAAGAUGGAAGCAGCUUUCUUAAGGCGGUUUCAGAGUUUCUGCGAGAGCGAUAAACAAUGGAGAGCCAGGGAGGAGUUUCUGUCAAGAAACCUUGAACAUUUCCAGGGAGAAGAUGAAAUGGACAAACUGCUGGCGCUGUCUAUGGUCUGGGCCAAUCACGUGUUUAUGGGCUGCAGAUAUAGUGAAGAACUCUUGGAAAGGGUGCAGAGUAUGGCAGAAGGGAUUGAAGUUGAAGAUGCACCACAGUUUACAACAAGAGAUGAAAUUAUGAAACGGAAUAACUGACAUCUGGAUCGUUUAUCAUGAAUGUUGAUUUAUCAGGACUAUUUGUCACUAUUUUCCACAAGAUAAGCACACUGUUUUUAUUCAACACUGUGAAUA